ACACUGCAAAUUCACCAAUAUAUACUCCGUUGCCGACGUCUCUCUCUCUCUCUCUCUCCUUGUUGUAGAUAGACGCACCCGCGCUCUCUCUGAACAGGAAUGAAUAUGGCUGGGAAGCUCAUGCAUGCGGUCCAGUACAAUUCCUACGGAGGAGGACCUGCUGGCUUGAAGCAUGUUGAAGUUCCUGUUCCUGCUCCAAAAGAGGGCGAGGUUUUAAUAAAACAAGAGGCAGCGAGCAUAAACCCAAUUGAUUGGAAAAUCCAGAAAGGCAUGCUCCGUCCAUUUUUGCCAUGGAAAUUUCCUUUCAUACCUGUCACUGAUGUAGCAGGAGAAAUAGCGGAUGUUGGUUAUGGAGUCAAUAACUUAAAGCCUGGUGACAAAGUUGUGUCUAUGCUUAAUACUAUGAGUGGAGGUGGACUAGCUGAAUUCUGUGUGGCUAAGGGGAGUCUAACAGUUCCAAGGCCACCUGAGGUAUCACCAGCUGAAGCUGCAGGCUUACCUAUCGCAGCUCUCACAGCUCACAUGGCCCUUACCCAAUCAGCAGGAGUCAAGCUCGACGGAAGCGGCCCGCAGAAAAACAUUCUAGUCACUGCCGCUUCUGGAGGCGUGGGCCAUUACGCUGUUCAACUGGCCAAGCUGGGAAAUACCCAUGUGACGGCGACUUGUGGGGCCCGCAACAUGGAAUUCGUGAAGAGCUUAGGUGCUGAUGAGGUGCUUGACUACAAGACGCCCGAUGGGGCCGCGCUGAGGAGCCCAUCUGGCCGGAAAUACGAUGCUGUUGUCCAUGGUACAACCGGCAUUCCGUGGUCUACUUUUGAGCCUAAUUUGAGUGAAAAUGGGAAGGUAAUAGAUUUGACUCCUGGUGUUAGUACUAUGAUGACUUUUGCAUUGAAGAAGCUCACACUGUCUAAGAAGCAGAUGGUGCCACUGCUUUUAGUUCCAAAAGGUGAGAAUCUUGACUAUCUUGUUAAGUUGGUGAAGGAAGGGAAGCUCAAGACGGUUGUCGACUCGAAAUAUCCUCUGAGCAAGGCUGAAGAUGCCUGGGCCAAGAGCAUCGAUGGUCACGCUACUGGGAAGAUCAUCGUGGAGCCGUAACGUAUGCCCUGUUGGAUUGGUUAUCCAGUACUGGUUUUUGUGUGAUUGAAGAAGCGAUUGUAUAUUCAGACCACAGAACACAUGUAGCUAUUAUACUUUCUGGUAAUUAGGUUGGUUGUGUUCUUCAUAAUCUGUGCUAGGGUGAAAUUUUCGUUUCUUGUGCAGGGCAUUUUUCAUAGUGGAGGCUUUUAUUAAACCCGUAAAACUCAUAUAGGUUUUUUCACAACUUCUACUGUAACAUUUCGACUGGCCUGCUCCGGUUUUGGUUACAAGAGCUUGAUGUGAAAAUGGCAUAGUCAAAAUUAUAUUUUGGCUGGGUACAAUGUCAUUUUGUCAAAAAAUUGCAGACUUGCUUCACCAAUGCAAUGUGAUUUUUUGGCAUAA
Molecule: messenger RNA, 1479 nt
Organism: Rhododendron vialii
Lineage: Eukaryota; Viridiplantae; Streptophyta; Magnoliopsida; Ericales; Ericaceae
Product: chloroplast envelope quinone oxidoreductase homolog
Exons: 4
Coding region: 100-1095 (331 amino acids)
Molecular function (GO): oxidoreductase activity
Source: RefSeq, a predicted model, not a curated record